This is a messenger RNA of Malassezia vespertilionis, 957 nucleotides long. RefSeq lists its product as uncharacterized. The transcript is spliced from 2 exons. Gene Ontology annotation, cellular component: nucleus. Lineage: Eukaryota; Fungi; Basidiomycota; Malasseziomycetes; Malasseziales; Malasseziaceae. Gene Ontology annotation, molecular function: protein-lysine N-methyltransferase activity. Gene Ontology annotation, biological process: peptidyl-lysine monomethylation. The record is from RefSeq and is a predicted model, not a curated record. Bases 1 to 957 code for a protein of 318 amino acids.
AUGCAGCAUGUACCGUACGUGAAUUUAAUGCCAGAAACAUUCGAUACCCCAUUACAUUAUACAGAGGCCGAGCUGCAGCUUUUGCAAGACACGUCGCUGUAUCACAAUACCAUGCAGCGCCUUGAGCGCACGGCGGAAAACGCGGAACGUGGGUGGGCAUGGCUCCACAGUGCAUGCAGAGAUGCACACGAUCCUAUAUUUGCACACGUCUUGUCGCCAAUCGACAAGCACCGCUGGCUAUCGCUUUGGCGGUGGGCCGAUGACGUGUACGGUAGCCGCAGUUUUCCUGCGCACCUGGCUGGAUGGGAAGGCAUGCAAGGACAAGAGCCAGUCCUGAUUCCUGGCCUCGACUCUUUCAAUCAUGGCCGAGGCGUGCCUGUAACGUGGGAAAAGAAUGAUGGCAUAACAUUGCUACUUCGGAGCAGCAUACCAGCGAAUGCUCAGGUGCUCAACAACUAUGGCGCAAAGAGUAACGAGGAGCUCCUCGCUGCAUACGGCUUCGUCCAGGCAGACGGGCCAGAUGAUGUGCUUGUCCUGGCGUUGCGUGCCCAGGAAAAAGCGCAAAGUGCCAUGUUUUAUUGGAAACGUUCAGAUGACAGCCCACCGCAAGCAUUGCUGGAUGCCUUGCGGCGACAGAUGGGAUUCGCACCGAACGAGGCUCAAGCGACUUGCGAUGCCAACAUCGCGUCUCUGUUGCAGGAAGCGCAGGUGGUAGAGGCACUGGAACGCUUUCUCCAGCAGCGUAGCAAGGCAUUCCAGCACUCGCAUGCAGAAGCAGAGGAUGCUGUACCAUGGUCAAAAGAUGGGGACAGCGUGCGUGAGCGAGUAUUGUCGUCCAUUUUGGAAUAUCGUCGAGGACAAGCGAGAUUGUUAGACCAGGCGCUAGAUUGGACAGAAGCCAAGCUGGAUGCAAUCCUUGCCGCACUGGACAAAAAAGGCUACACCAUCGGAGGAUAG